This is a messenger RNA of Recurvomyces mirabilis, 594 nucleotides long. RefSeq lists its product as uncharacterized. The record is from RefSeq and is a predicted model, not a curated record. The transcript is spliced from 2 exons. Bases 1 to 594 code for a protein of 197 amino acids. NCBI's taxonomy places the organism in Eukaryota, Fungi, Ascomycota, Dothideomycetes, Mycosphaerellales, Teratosphaeriaceae.
AUGGCAUAUUCAGUGGGUGUGCGAUACGUCGAGCCGACUUUGGAUACGACCAUGUACGAGACCUCUGAAUGGGAAGACUUUGGCCGGUGGUCCGUCGACAACAGCCGUUGGUCUACAGACCCGGGCAUCACGAAUCAUAAUGCUAGCUUCAUGCGAAGUAUGCCACAGCAGACCCAAACGCUGGAUAGCAACGAGAACUCCAUCUCGGUCAGUAUCGGUGCUAAUGCCGGGUUCGCUGACAAAGCUCUGACAGCGGGAAUAUCUGGAAGUAUUAUCACCGAGUCAUCGCACUCCUCGUCGGUGCCAAGCGUGGAGCUACGGAGUACUAUCCAAGAUAAUAUUGAAGCAGUCCACGACGAGAAGAUCUUCAAGCUAAACACGCGCAAGGCGAGACAGCAUACCAUCCAGAUGACGGUCCAAGAGCUCGUCUCGGUUAAAGAUGACAGGAAGGUUUCCCGCAACGCUGGCAACGCGGACCGCGUGUUCCGCAACUUUGAGCUACAGGUGUGGCCUCAUGACUUUGCGUUCAAGGAUAUGGACGCGAAGAUGUGUCGAUUUCGAAUGGAUGGCGAUCAGAGAUACGGAUGGAGAUAG